This is a messenger RNA of Hydractinia symbiolongicarpus, 2131 nucleotides long. RefSeq lists its product as uncharacterized. NCBI's taxonomy places the organism in Eukaryota, Metazoa, Cnidaria, Hydrozoa, Anthoathecata, Hydractiniidae. Bases 1361 to 1693 code for a protein of 110 amino acids. The transcript is spliced from 6 exons. The record is from RefSeq and is a predicted model, not a curated record.
GAUUAUUUGAAUAUUUAGCUCAUGUUAAUUGCGGUGACUUCAGUAAACCUUCUAGUUGUCCUGUAGAAUGAUAGGCACCUGGCUCUGGCCUAGUACAGUAUCUCAAAUAAAGUUAGCCAUGUUAUAUUAUACUUGCUUUGAGUAUUGUCUUGUUUGCCCCAUGUCAACACGCCUCUGCUUUGCUACGAUUAAUAAACACAGGCACACAACUCAGUCAAAAAAUGUUAAAAUUUUCUGCUCUGCUGUGAGGUAAACCAACCUGUAAACUUACUCUUUUCUGAUGUGAUUUUCAAUUUUUUUGCGACCCGUUAGCAAUUUUUUAAUAGCCAAAAUAACAGGUGCAAAAAUGAUGUAAGUUUAUUUUAAGUUUUUGUAAAGGAAAUACUUACUUGGAUAUUGUCUAACUGAUGUUAAAAUGUUAUUUUUGUCUCAAUCUUUGUCCCCUAGACAUUUUUGUAAAGAUUAAAAUGCAAAUUAUAUACAAUUAAAUUGUUUUUAUAAAAAAAAUCUUUCCAAAUGUAAGUCCUUUAAAGGGACUGUAUGGUGAAAAAUAUAUAUACCUUAUAUCAAAUUAUUAAAGAAAAUCCCCUUCAUUCACUUUGUAUUUUAUUAUUAUAAAAGUAUAACCUUUUUUCUUUAUUUACUUUCUUUGUGAAACAUGACCUUCGCUCACCAUCAUGGAGGGUAUAAGUCUGCAUUGAAAGUCAGGCUGGAUAAAUAUGUUUGCGUAUGACAUAGUGCAAUUCAGAAACAAAUCAUUAACAAACUCAUUGUAUGGAAUGUGAGGCACUUCCGGAAAGACUGGCUAGUAAAAAAAGCUUGGAUUGCUGCAAUAGGGACUAAAGAUCUUCUCAUUCAAAUUUUUGUUUGCUUGGAUCAUUUUGACGAAAGCUGUUAUGAUCCAAGUUGGGACUGUCAGGUCAAAGAGUUUUAAAAUGAUCGUCCUUGUAAACGAAGACUUUUGCCAAAAUCCAUACCCACUAUAUUCGCUCAAAAGCGUCCUUCUAAGGAACGCGCAACUUCAAAAUCGAGAGCUGAAAAAAAAAACAAUCAAAAGAGUGGAAGCAGCGUUGCCUGAGGAGCUUCCGUAAUCCUCCUCUGAGUCUUUCGACAAACUCACUGCGUCAUAUCCAGACUGUGAAUUUGAAGUUGUAAGAAACUUGUCAAUUGGUAUACAAGCUGUACCUAAAACAUAUACAAGGUCGACAAAGUAUAAGAAUGCAACUUUUAGGAAUGUAUCGACACAAACACCUAGCUGUAUAGCAGAUGCACAAACACAAAAGUGGUCACUGUUCCAAUAGCAAUUGAUGCUUCCCGCCAAACAGAGUUUGAAAUUUGUUUGGACGAUGAUUCUGAUUGUAUGAAUGAAUCAGUGGAUACCGAUUUGGAUGAUGAGCUAAUUGGAGACAUAGCACCUGCAGUUUUAAAUAGUACAUUUAACAUGUUACAUAAAGGUGACAUUGGCAAUACACUCGAGUUACUUGGGCUACCUAACUUAGUCGACACAAAUACAUCAGAAGUUCAAAAUGCAGGUGUAAACAAGGAGCCUGAUGUAGAAGAAGAUUGUAUUUCGGAUGGUGACAAUGAAAGUGAUGAUGAAUGCCUCGCAAAAUCUGUGGAGAGAACUGAAAAAAGCGACCCUAACUACUCUCUCACACGAUAUAGAAAAAGAAGAAGAAGCGGAGGAAGAUGAAUUAGAGAGUAUUGAAAACAAACAUGUCCAUCCUUCUAAACAAAAAACAUAACUUGUAUAUGAGUCAUGUAUUAAAGAAUUGCUACGAUAUUGUUUCAAGUGUGGUUUAGUUUGUUGAUCAGCAAAACGUCAGCAUAAUUCAAAACAUUUGAAGUCAAUUAAGUUACGACAUGACAUGUUUAAAGGGUAAGACAAAUUGUAUAAUUAAAUCAUUCAACCUCGUUCCCAGGACGUUUUCAUACACCUAUUGCAAACAAAUACAAAUAACUAGUAGCACUCCAUCUUUAGGUUGUCAUUACGUUUGGUCAAAUCAACCAAAAGUUAGUCAUACGAAAGGUCUGGUAAUCUUCAUUUAACUGCAGUAAUCGAAUUAGCUGGUAUUAAUAAGAUGCUGAAAUUUUGUAAUAUUUUGAAGAAAGUAUUCCAAAAAGCGUCCUU